Messenger RNA from Limulus polyphemus (Atlantic horseshoe crab), 1172 nucleotides. RefSeq names its product polyglutamine-binding protein 1-like (gene PQBP1). Bases 130 to 1020 code for a protein of 296 amino acids. The record is from RefSeq and is a predicted model, not a curated record. Lineage: Eukaryota; Metazoa; Arthropoda; Merostomata; Xiphosura; Limulidae. Gene Ontology annotation, cellular component: nuclear body; cytoplasm. Gene Ontology annotation, molecular function: protein binding; ribonucleoprotein complex binding. The transcript has 7 exons. Gene Ontology annotation, biological process: alternative mRNA splicing, via spliceosome.
CCUGUUCUUACAAGUUACACACUGAACCACAUUUUCUUUAAGCCAAGUCAUAAGUGAGCUUAAGUUAAUUUUUUUGCGUACUAACUAACGUUGCAAAUGUAAAUAGUUGUCACUACAUUAUUAUUAACGAUGCCACUUCCACCAGCAUUACUUGCACGGCUUCAAAAACGAGGAAUUGUUCAGAUUGAAUCUGAUAUUUUGGAACCGGAUAAAAAGUCGGAAAACGAGAAAAAUCAAAAUAAGUUAAAUUCAGAGCCUGAAGAAGAAGUUAUUGCAGAAGAUUAUGAUGAUCCUCACAAAAUCUCUCAGUCCAUUAUAGAAACAGAUCCCACUGAAGGAGAAGAAGAACAUUUUGCUGUUGGUUGUCCUAAUAAAUACAAUAUUUACCAUGAAUGUACCACAUUUUGUCAUGAGCACUGGGGUUUAGGGAAGAGACAGGCAUCUCCAACAACAGAGAGAAAACGUCUGAGAAUGCUGAAAAAGUACCCUUUACCAGAGGGAUGGGAAGAAGUAUACGACCCCGGCGUGGGUAGACACUAUUACUGGAAUAUUUCUACAGAUGAAGUUUCAUGGUUGUCACCAAGUCAUCCAAAAGCAAAAAUUUCACUACCUGCGGCCAAAUUACGUGCGAUUAUGAAAGAAGCUGAAGAGGAAGAUAUGGAUGAUCAAGGGGAUGAGGACAUGAGUGGCAGUGACUCUGAAUCAGAUGAAGGAGAGGAAAAAGAAGAUAUGGAAGAGGAUGAUCGACGAGGACAUCAGGAAAGGGACAGGCAUACCGGCCGAGACAGAGGUGGACGAGGAAGGCGAAGGCCCGAAGAUAAAGAAUUGGAUCCAAUGGAUCCAGCAGCAUAUUCAGAUACUCCUAGGGGAACCUGGUCUACUGGCUUAGAAAGGAAAGGUGAAGCAAAGACUGGUGCUGAUACAACAGCUUCUGGGCCUCUUUAUCAGAUGCGACCCUACCCCGCUCCUGGUGCUAUAUUGAGGAUGAAUGCAGACAUGAAACCUAAAGUGAAGAAAUAGUUGACCAACUUAUCAUGUAUUACCUGACUUAUUACUGUGGAACAUUCACUUACUAGCAAACAGUAAUUAUUAGGGCACUUGUAUAUAUACACACUCAUAUAUAUUGGUACUGUAGUAAACAUUAUAAAUAAAAAAAUACACUGAAACUUUUA